Messenger RNA from Oncorhynchus mykiss (rainbow trout), 2571 nucleotides. RefSeq names its product protein-lysine 6-oxidase. The record is from RefSeq and is a predicted model, not a curated record. Lineage: Eukaryota; Metazoa; Chordata; Actinopteri; Salmoniformes; Salmonidae. Gene Ontology annotation, molecular function: protein-lysine 6-oxidase activity; copper ion binding. Gene Ontology annotation, biological process: collagen fibril organization; peptidyl-lysine oxidation.
CUCAGGCUUUCUGUGCAUGCGUAAAUAAACUAGCCCGUUUUCAUAAAAUGUCUGAGAAUUCCAAUUUUCCUGUUCUCUCCAACUGUCAAUAGCGCCGCACGCAGAGAAAACUGCCAGGCUAUAUUGCGUAGGCCUACUCAUUAAAACGGAUAGUGCGCGCGCUCCUCCUCAGAACUUUGAUCUACUCCACACACACACCUUAAUUAACCUAUUCUCUGCAAAAUAGGCCUACAUGUCACAGAGAAGGCCUAUUGUUUAAUGUCGUAGUGGGUUUUAGAGUGGGGUUAGUACGUUUAAAUUAACAGUUAUGGCGAAAUGGUCGGUUUUACUAUUUUACCUCCUCCAAGGACUGGCUCAUCUUAUUACUGGACAGCAGCAGCCAUCGCGUGAGCGAGUGGGGCCUUGGCGGCAGAGGAUUCAGUGGAAGAAUAACGGUCAGGUGUACAGUCUAAUGAGCACCGGGUCAGAGUAUCAACCACUGGCGCGCCCAAGGAGCCAGUCCACGGUAUACGUGAGCACUAGGAGGGAUGGCACCGGCCAGACGCAGCCUGGAACGCGGAAAGGCAGAGUGGCUCACAUAAGAUCUGGACGAGUGGAAUCGAAUUUAGGCGCAGAACAUUUACGGGACCAAACCAACAAUGUUCUAGAUCCUGGAUCUGUAGCUCUAGGACAUGACAAUGAGCAGUACGUGGUGCCCAAUGCUCGGCGGCACUCAGGCGCCAGACAGCAACCUCCGGUUCCAUACCGAGCGGGAGUGGCGGGGUCCCCUGGCGCACGGCGCUACUCUCCAGAGUACACAUACCGAGUCAACGCAUCAGUCCCCACGCUGCUCCCCGAGUUCUCCGGUAGCGGAAUACCGAGGAGAAGAACGCCAGUCACUCAGGAUGCUACCGGGGAUGCUCGCUCGGGGGUUCAUGCCUCUCCACCCCGGGGAAGCGAGGCAGUGCUUGUUCCGGGUGGAGAAUACCAACAGAUACGCGCUGAGCCGGAAGCAUCUAUCUCCAGGCAAACCGCACAAAUGGAACAUUCCAACUCAGGUUAUGUCGUCCCCAAUGCUCCUCCACUACCCAGACCCGAUAACAGUGCUGAGACGUCGAUCGAGGCAGCGAGUAACGGCGAGGACAUGGUCUCGGACGACCCUAGGAACCCUUUUAAAAACCACCGGAAUUCCGUUUUCUACAACAUGUACCCCUCCAGAGGCAGAACUCCGGUAGUGCGCACGCGGCGUCCCCCGGUGCCAUCUCCUGGCACUGGAUACGGAACCAGAUAUUUCCAGAAUGGGCUCCCAGACCUCGUCCCAGACCCGUAUUCCAUCCAGGCUGGUGCCUACAUCCAGCGGAUGCAGAUGUACUCGCUGCGCUGUGCAGCUGAGGAGAACUGUUUGGCGAGGUCAGCGAGCACAGCCAGGGACAUAGACUACAGAGUACUGCUCCGCUUCCCCCAGAAGGUCAAGAACCAAGGCACAACUGACUUCCUUCCGGUCAAACCAAGACACCAGUGGGAAUGGCACAGCUGUCACCAACACUACCACAGUAUGGAUGCCUUCAGUAACUAUGAUCUGCUGGAGGUCACAACAGGAAGGAAGGUGGCAGAGGGACACAAGGCCAGUUUUUGUCUGGAGGACACCGGCUGUGAUGCUGGAUUCAGACGCCGCUACGCAUGCACAGCACAUACACAGGGGCUGAGUCCAGGAUGUCAUGAUACAUAUGCUGCGAAUAUUGACUGUCAGUGGAUCGACAUCACUGAUGUUCCUACAGGAAACUACGUCCUGAGGGUCACAGUCAACCCCAGUUAUCAUGUGCAAGAGUCAGACUAUUCCAACAACGUGGUGAGAUGUGAUGUCACAUACACAGGUACUCAGGUUCAAACACGGAACUGUCGGCUAACCAGGGGUUAAAUCUUGCCUUGGAAUGUAAGAUUCUGAGGUAUUUUCCUCUUGUCUCUUGAAGUACUGUAAACUACAACAAUCUCAACCAGUUGUUGCAGUUGUAGAUGGAGUCGUUUUAAUAAAAUUGUGCAGCAUUCCCCUCGAAACUUAAUGUGUUCCUUGGGUUAUUUAGGGUGUUAUAUGUUUGGAAAUCAGUUGUAAAAGAGGAUUUUUUUUACCCAAAACUUUUGUAACAUAGUCAUUUACUGAGCAUUAUUACAUGACAAUGUAUUUAUAUCGAUAUGACAUUAUCCGUUGAAGAAGAGGAAUAUUUUUGUAUUAUUUAGCAUGAUCUUGAAAAUGGAAUGGAAAAAGUACUGUGCUUGAAUUAGACUAUGCUUGAAUAAUAUUAUUUAGAUUUUUUAUAUUUGAUCUGCAGUUGUAUAGUUAGAUGCAGUUGAGUAACCACUUGGUGGCCAUAAUUAAUACGUUGCAAAUGCCUGACCUGUAUGUGCUAAGUAUUAAUUAAAUAAUAUAUUUCCAUUCACUUUGUAAGUGUGUAUGCAUGUGUGAGCGAAUGAAGACAUGUUUUAUUUUAAAUUGUAAUGAAAAGUUGUUUAUAUGACGCUCAAACCUGUUAAUAUUCCAGUUGUUUUUGUUAAUGUUGAUACAAUAAACAUGGUGAAGAGUGAGAAUAUAAAAAA